AUGGACUUCAUCGUUAGAUUUACACAGUCUCAUGAGACAUUUCGUGUUCCUGAGAUAGAGGCCCUGGCAUCCCCCUUUUGCAUCGUCACCCUCCCCUCAGAAGAUGCCGCCAAGCGCCUAAUCCACCGCUCCAUCCUCGUCCAAGCUAUCUACGAGCACUGGGCCUCCUCCACCACCCUCCCCGCCCUCCAAGACCAAAUCAAACUCACCAAAAACCACCUCCGCCCGGAAUAUCAAACCUGCUCCUUCAAGUUCACCUUCGACUCCUUCCAAGGAACGCGCACCCACGCCGCCAAAGUCGCCAUCAUCAACUCCUUCGCCUUCCUCGCCUUCCAGGGCCCCAUAGUCCUGCGGAACCCGGACGAGGAAUUCGUCGUGCUCGAGGAAUGGAAGAGCAAGAGUACCGUGUUGGGGAUUACCGAACCGGAGAGGUUGUAUUUCGGACGUCUUGUAGGGGGAGGGGCGAGGGAUUUGGCGGGCGUUUAUACCCUUAAGAAGAGGGGGUAUAUUAGCACGACGUCCAUGGACUCAGAACUUGCCCUCGUGACGGCGAAUAUUGCCCUCGCCGCCCCCGGGAAAAUGUUUUACGACCCUUUCGUAGGAACGGGGAGUUUCCCCAUUGCGUGUUCGCACUUUGGCGCGCUGUCGUUCGGUAGCGAUAUUGAUGGGCGCGCCAUUCGCGGGCAGGGCAAAGCCAAGAGCGUCAGGGGAAACUUUAAGCAGUAUGGCAUCGAGUACCUGCUUGGGGGAAUGUUCGUCGCCGAUUUAACGAACACGCCGAUUCGCGUGUCUCCCGACAGGCGGAUAUUCGACGGCAUAGUGUGCGAUCCUCCCUAUGGCGUGAGAGAAGGGUUAAAGGUGCUGGGAUGUAGGGAUCCGGAGAAGAUGCCUUGGUCUGUCGAAGCCGGCAAGGAGCGAUCCCAUCUACCGGAUUAUAUCCCGCCCAAGAAACCGUACAGCUUCCUCGCGAUGCUGGACGACAUCCUCGCCUUCUCGGCAGCUACGCUCGUUGACAACGGCCGUCUCGCUUUCUGGAUGCCCACAGCCAACGACGAGGCUGAAGAGAUCAAGAUACCUUCUCACCCGUGCUUUGAGGUCGUUGCGGUGUGCAGUCAAGAAUUCAACAAAUGGUCAAGAAAACUCAUUGCAUAUCGAAGGAUUCCCGACUCCGAUGUAAGCAAAGACGCCCUUGAGGCCUGGACAAAUCGCCAAAUCCAAAAGGAAGAGGGCACGACAGCAAAUGAGCUGAAUCCCUUCCGACGCAUGUACUUUACGAGGUUCGAGUCACAGUGA
This is a messenger RNA of Scedosporium apiospermum, 1293 nucleotides long. RefSeq lists its product as uncharacterized. Gene Ontology annotation, cellular component: cytoplasm. NCBI's taxonomy places the organism in Eukaryota, Fungi, Ascomycota, Sordariomycetes, Microascales, Microascaceae. The transcript has 4 exons. The coding region runs from base 1 to 1293 and encodes 430 amino acids. Gene Ontology annotation, molecular function: nucleic acid binding. The record is from RefSeq and is a predicted model, not a curated record. Gene Ontology annotation, biological process: methylation.